Molecule: messenger RNA, 1221 nt
Organism: Pararge aegeria (speckled wood butterfly)
Lineage: Eukaryota; Metazoa; Arthropoda; Insecta; Lepidoptera; Nymphalidae
Product: serine/arginine-rich splicing factor 7-like
Exons: 4
Coding region: 230-754 (174 amino acids)
Biological process (GO): mRNA splicing, via spliceosome
Cellular component (GO): nuclear speck
Molecular function (GO): zinc ion binding; RNA binding
Source: RefSeq, a predicted model, not a curated record
UACCGCCACCUUUUUUUGUCCGCCAUUUUCCUAUUCAAAAAGCGGUUUGAAAGUUGAGUUUGUAGGUAAUCGAUAAUCGAUUUCAAAAAUAUCUGAAUAUUCUUUUGUGAAUUUAAUUGUUAUUUUGUGUUUUCCGAGUGAUGUGCAUUAUUUUUAAUAAGUGGUAGUUUUAAAUCUGAAAUAGCUAGUGUACUUAGUGCUAUCGGUUCGAGUUCCGGCUCUAUGUGAAAUGUCUCGCUAUGGGGAUUGUAAGGUUUAUGUAGGAGACCUAGGCAAUAAUGCUAGCAAGCCAGAAUUGGAAGAUGCAUUUUCGUACUACGGUCCAUUGAGGAAUGUGUGGGUGGCAAGGAACCCUACUGGCUUUGCCUUCGUUGAAUUCGAAGAUCCCCGCGAUGCUGAAGACGCUAUACGUGGUUUAGACGGGCGGACGAUAUGUGGUCGUAGAGCUCGUGUGGAAAUGUCAAACGGAGGUCGUGGAUUUGGUGGUCGUGGGCCUCCACCACGCUCCCGACCACCUCCACGCCCCUACGAUGACCGUUGCUACGACUGCGGUGACCGUGGACAUUAUGCCAGAGACUGCACCCGUCGUCGACGCCGCAGCCGCUCCAGGUCUCGCCGUCGGACGCGCUCCCGCUCCCCGAGGUCGGGCUCCCGCAGCCGAUCCCGUUCCCGCUCUCGCUCCCGUUCCAAAGGAAGAUCUAUGUCUCGAUCAAGAUCCCGUUCGCCAUCCAAAGACUCGAAGAAGUCCAAUUAAUAUUACAAAAUUCCAAUAUUCGAUAUCGACAUAUUAUAAUUAUUAUGUAACAUAAUAAAACUAUAAUUUCAAGUAUGUACCUAAUAUGUGUUUUUUUUGUUUAAUAUCUAAAUUAUCCCAUUGGCAUAUCCUUUUAAAGGAUUUAGUUCCCUAACUGCUACUACAAUACAGGUCAGCGGGCUUAGGUUAGUUAUUACAACUCUAGUUUUAAAUCCUUUCUAAAAUAUCAUCGACUUGUAUCAAUUAAGUUCAAUAUGAUGGUGGUUUCAGUCUUACCUACGCACUAUACUCACCUACUCUAUAGGUUCUGGAUUUUAAUUUUUUUAACGUUCUUAAAGCUGCUGCAAGUCUAAUGUUUUAUUGUAAUUAUCGUUUAUCAUUAUAUUGACGACCUUCGGCGCAUUGACGUGCCUGUGUAGCCUGAUAAGCGGGAGAUAUUAUACGAGGUCAUUUGUAAGGGAAGUAAG